AACAAACAGGAGAAGAACCUCUCUGAAAUUCUAGCUUUCUAGGGUUUUAGGAACAAACUCUCUUCUUCCCUAAUCUUAAACCCUCUUCCUUCACGAAACCAAAUCAAAAAUGGAGCAGCGACUCGCCAAUUCAUGGCGUCUGACAGUGAACGAGAAGAAGUUCAUCGAGACCGCUCUUCUCCCCGCCCUCCGAAUCGACGGCCGCCGCCCAUUCGACUACCGGAAUCUCACCAUCAACUUCGGGAAGCAUGACGGCUCCGGCGAGGUCCAGCUGGGCCAGACCCACGUCAUGGCCUUCGUCACUGCUCAGCUCACCCAGCCCUACCGCGACCGCCCCAACGAGGGCUCGCUUUCCAUCUUCACCGAGUUCUCUCCCAUGGCCGAUCCCUCCUUCGAGCCCGGCCGCCCCGGCCAGGCCGCCGUCGAGCUCGGCCGCGUCGUCGACCGAGGCCUUAGGGAAAGCAGGGCCGUUGACACAGAAUCGCUCUGCGUUCUAUCAGGAAAGUCGGUCUGGGCCAUCCGUAUUGACCUCCAUAUUCUUGAUAAUGGAGGGAACCUUGUGGAUGCUGCAAAUGUUGCUGCUUUGGCUGCUCUCUUGACGUUUAGGAGGCCUGAAUGCUCAUUGGGAGGAGAAGAUGGUCAAGAAGUUGUUGUGCAUCCACCUGAGGAGAGAGAGCCCCUACCUUUGAUAAUUCAUCACCUACCCAUAGCAGUUACCUUUGCAUUUUUUGGUAGUGAGAGCAGCGUGGUGAUAGAUCCAACCCACCAUGAGGAGGCUGUUACUGGGGGACGAAUGACAACAACAUUGAAUGCGAACGGCGAUAUUUGUGCUAUUCAAAAAGCUGGAGGGGAGGGUAUUUUGCAGAGUGUUAUUAUGCAAUGCUUGCGAAUUGCUACUGUUAAAGCCGGUGAUAUAACGGAAAAGCUAAAGAAGGCAGUUGAUUCAUAUAACACAGAGAGAGCAUUAAAGAAGAUCAAGCGUCAUCCUUCUUCGACUCUUAUGGAUGUUGAUGGAGCCCAUUCUAAUUCAAGAGAAAAACAAAGCCCUCCAGCUUUUAAGAAGGCUACCAGUGAGUUCCCAAGCCAUCAUACGAGAAAGUCAAAUAAACUUGAAAAUGUUGAAGGCGAAACCAACUCAUCAGAACAAAGAAACACCACUAAGAAUUUCAUUGGGGGGCCUUCUAGUUGGGAUCCGUAUUCGAAAGGCGUUGAUCCAGAUUUCUUAAAAGCUUCCCUAGCUUUGCGCGGAGCAUCGACAGCUAGUAAAAAACAGGAGGUAUCAAAAAAUGAGAAGAUGCAUGGUGUAGCCAAGUUGGAGGAAACUACUAAAGAUGUUAAUGAAGGAUUUUUACCAGUUGAAGCGGCUCAAGCGGAACAGCCAACAAGAGGAGAGAAAACAUUGAAGGAUGCUGUGAAGCCCAAGAACAGGAGAAAAAAGAAUCAAUCUUCCACUGGUGCAAGCUAGAUGAGGCAUGACAAUCCGUUGGAACUUAUUGAGGAAACAAGAGUUGGAAAAUGAUGUGCGGCUGGACUGUUUGACUUUGGCGUGAUACAUCGGAUUGGCAUGGGCAGAGCUGCAAAACAUUUAUGAACUCAUCCGUAAUUUGGACUUUUGCCCGCAUCUAAGAUUGGCUUAGCUGAAUUCUUGUUGCAAUGGAUCAAAUUGAUCAAGAAUUAUUCCAUUGUCAUUGCUGAAGCUGCUAGAAUGACCUUAAGUGCAGUUUGCAUGCGACUCAGAUCUGACUCUCGACGUUUUGGAUUUUGUUGAGGCAAUGAUUUGUUCUUUGAAAGAUGUAUUUUCUCCUUGCUCUUUUCUCUUUUUAAGAUUCAGGUAAUAUGUACAUGAACAGAGUAAUCAAGAUUAUAGUCAAAUCUACAGAUUUUGGUA
Molecule: messenger RNA, 1888 nt
Organism: Morus notabilis
Lineage: Eukaryota; Viridiplantae; Streptophyta; Magnoliopsida; Rosales; Moraceae
Product: exosome complex component RRP45A
Exons: 8
Coding region: 110-1465 (451 amino acids)
Biological process (GO): TRAMP-dependent tRNA surveillance pathway; nuclear mRNA surveillance; exonucleolytic trimming to generate mature 3'-end of 5.8S rRNA from tricistronic rRNA transcript (SSU-rRNA, 5.8S rRNA, LSU-rRNA)
Cellular component (GO): nuclear exosome (RNase complex); cytoplasmic exosome (RNase complex)
Source: RefSeq, a predicted model, not a curated record